This is a messenger RNA of Colletotrichum truncatum, 1890 nucleotides long. The record is from RefSeq and is a predicted model, not a curated record. Lineage: Eukaryota; Fungi; Ascomycota; Sordariomycetes; Glomerellales; Glomerellaceae.
AUGGACGGUCUUCCAAGUUUCAAAUCUGCGGCCCUGGCAGUGUUGAUAUCGAGCCAAUUUUCCACCGCCGCCCCGACUGCUGCCCGAUUCGCCAAGCGAAGCGUCACAGAGCUUGGUGAUGCCUACGACUACAUUGUCGUUGGCGGUGGUCUGAGCGGUUUGGUAGUUGCCAACCGCUUAACGGAAGAUCCUGAUGUAUCUGUUCUCGUUGUUGAAUAUGGCGAGUUUGAUAAUACCUGGGACGUCGCCAUUCCGUACUACGCCGCCAACAAUCAUCCCAACGACAUGAUUCAGGUCUCGUCCAUCCCGCAGCCCGGUCUCAACAACAGGACCUCUGGAGUGCAGACGGGUACGGUAGUAGGAGGCGGAUCCACUGUUAACGGCAUGGCUUUCGAUCGGGGGUCAAAGGCCGACUACGAUGCUUGGGCGGAGCUUGGAAAUCCCGGCUGGGAUUGGGAAAGUCUUUUUCACUAUUUCAAAAAGUCUACAACAUUCCAUCUUCCUGCUCAAGAGUACGUUGACAGAUGGAACUUCUCCUAUGAUCCGAACACCUACGGGGAUGGUCCCAUUCAGGUCGGCUUUCCUUCAUGGCAGUGGCCCGACAGAGGUAUGUUCGCCCUUAUAUUGCUCAUUCACAAUAGAGAAGCUUGGAUCAAGGACCUUGGUGUACCUGUUCUUGAUGACCACGGUGCUGGCGGCAACAAUGUCGGGCUAGCUCAGCUUCCCCAAAAUCACGAAGCGAAGAACGUCACUCGUUCUACUUCCAGAACCGGCUACUACGAUCCCAUUGCGGAGAGUCGCAAAAACUUGAACUUGCUCAUUAAGCACUACGCUUCCAAGGUGGAAUUUGAGAACAAGAAAGCCAUUGGCGUGAACAUCAUCUCCCGUGAUAGCGGCGAAAGCUCCCUUAUCAAAGCAAACAAGGAAGUCCUUUUGGCCGCUGGUGGGGUCCAAACACCUCGGAUCCUUCAGCAGAGCGGUGUUGGCCCUGCUGCGCUGCUCGAGUCCCUUGGCAUCGACGUCGUUGCCGAUCUUCCUGGUGUGGGUGCAAACUACCAGGAUCAUCCAUGGAUGCUGGCUUUGUACAACUAUGGAAACCCCCCUGAACUCGGCAACGAGGCCAUGAACGAUCCUGCGUUCUUCAACGCCUCCGAGGCCGAAUACUUUGCGAACCGGACAGGACCAUUCACUCACGCCCGUGGAAACAACAUCAUCUUCCUUUCCCUUCAAGAUCUCACUCCUGACUAUGAGGCCCUGACAGCAACUAUCGAAGCCCAGGAUGCCAAGGACUUCCUUCCCCAGAUCUACAGCGACCAUCAAGAGCUUCUUGACGGUUUCCUUGCGCAACGUCAAGCUCUCGCCAAGGCUUUCCGAAACCCUGAGUCCGGCGUCUUGGAAAUUCCUUUUGGAGGCUUUGCCGGCGGUGGAAUUGCCUUCCAAAAGCCCCUCUCCCGCGGCACUAUCACGAUUAACACUACUAACCCCGACCCUGCCACGCCGCCUGUCGUUGACUUUGGUGUUCUGCAAAAUCCUGCCGAUCUUGAGAUGCUUGUGCUGAGCGUUAAAGUUAUGAGGAAGUUCAUGAAUAGCGAGACGAUUUCCGUUCGUGAGCCUGUCGAAAUUCUCCCUGGAGGCAACAUCACGAGCGAUGCGGAUAUUGCACAGGCUGUGAGGAACUCACUUUUCGCUAGUUUUGCUCAUCCUAGCGGAACAGCAAGCCUGUUGCCCCUCGAGCAUGGUGGUGUCGUUGAUCCUACCCUUCGCGUCUACGGUGUUGAUGGCCUACGAGUGGUUGACGCUAGUGUAAUCCCACUGAUUCCAGCCUGUCAUCUGCAGGCUACUGUGUAUGCGGUCGCCGAGAAGGCUGCUGAUCUAAUCAAGGGAAUUUGA